AUGGCCCUUCCGAGCGCGGUCUGGGUCACCGUCUAUGCGUUCCUGGAUGGAGACAGCCUCGUGUACGUGGGCUGCGCCUCGAGGCAGCACCGAGAGAGGCUCCGGGCGCAUGUCCGUCGCUGGAGGCAGAUCCAGUGCGGGCUAGGCCUCGGCAGUUGGCUGCGACGCGAGGCAUGCCUGACCAUCGACACCUGCGCCCAAGAAGCACAGAGCCACGCCAUUCGCCGCAGCGACGACGCUCGCGUGCCACCCCGCGUCGAAACGAGCUGGGUCGAGCUCGGACCUAUUGCGCCGGAGCGAUCACUCCACCGCAUGACCACGCCGUGCUAUGCCGGCGCGUCUAUGAUCGUGUUGACAUUUGACUGCCGACACGUCCAGCCUGCACCGAUGCUACUGCACACGACGAGUCAUGCGCGAGCGCUCUACUCGUCGCUGUCUUUGUCUGUCCAAGGACGGUCGCUCCGGCAGCACGUGUACCACAAGACAAUGGGCGACCUGACGACCGUCUCGGUGGCGGACAAGCACGCAAUGACGACAGCGGGUGACGUCUAUCAAUGCGACGUCGCGUCGACCGACAAGUCGAUUCAGCUGCAGCUUGGCCUCCCGUCUCGGCUCGACGGCAUGGUCGACUGCUUCCACAUCGAGCGCGUCACCUUUUUCUUGCACAAGCACGAACUCUUUCCCUCUGUACACCGCAGCGUCGAGGCUUCGUCCGACGUUGUGCUUGCCGAGCUGGCGUUCUUUGACGUCCGUCAGCGAACGUGUCAGCUGCGAGUGACGGUGCCGUGCCGCCUUGCACUCGAGGCCCCUGCGGCUCCAUCGCCAGCCACCCGCAGCGCGGGGACCGACACCGAAUCCUUUGAGAUUCGAACCUUCUCCAGCCUUUCGCCCACACCCGUAUCCAACGUCGCUGCGCUGGACACGCCGGGGUUGGUGAGCCUUGUGCUUCGAACGUCUCGUCGACGGAAGAGCUACUACCACGCAGUCUUUGGGCACGGUGGUGGCCAGCGCCGGACCGGCGCGACCAAGCUCAUUUCAGCUUCGUGGGUGCCGGGUGUCUUGACUUAUGCUAUGCACCCGGGAAGUACGACCCGCCGCGUUCUCAAAGGCCGGUUCACGUGCGAGUACGCAUCUGAGACAGGUGCGCUUGCAUCGCUCCAGAUCAUUGCGCAGCACUUGCGACCAGAGCGGCUGGAGCGGUAUGCAGCGACGCUGACGUCGUACACGGCAUGA
Saprolegnia parasitica CBS 223.65 is the source of this 1233-nucleotide messenger RNA. RefSeq lists its product as hypothetical. The transcript has 5 exons. Lineage: Eukaryota; Oomycota; Saprolegniomycetes; Saprolegniales; Saprolegniaceae. The record is from RefSeq and is a predicted model, not a curated record. The coding region runs from base 1 to 1233 and encodes 410 amino acids.